Humulus lupulus (European hop) is the source of this 909-nucleotide messenger RNA. RefSeq lists its product as uncharacterized. The coding region runs from base 1 to 909 and encodes 302 amino acids. NCBI's taxonomy places the organism in Eukaryota, Viridiplantae, Streptophyta, Magnoliopsida, Rosales, Cannabaceae. The record is from RefSeq and is a predicted model, not a curated record. The transcript is spliced from 3 exons.
AUGGUUGCUAACUCACAACAGGUUGGCAUUCGCCAAGAUCCUAAUCCACCACCCAAAUCAGCUAAUGAAGUGAGCACUUCUAAUACUAAUCAACUUGCUCAACAAUUGCCUCAAUUAACUACAGUGGUUGUGGGGCAUGCUACUGAUACUUUCCCUACUCUAAUUGAGGGAGAGACUGAGGGUGUUAAUGCUUUUCAGCAAACUACCCAAGCGUCCAUCAAAAUUUUGGAGAAUCAGGUGGGACAACUAGCGGCAUCAUAUAACAGGUUGGAAUAUCAUCUUUCUAAUAAAUUGCCUUCACAACUUGAGAAGAAUCUCAAGGAGAAUGUAAGUGCGAUAACACUGCAAAGUGGUAUACAAUAUGAGCCACCCACACAACCUUCAUCACCAGCUCUAGUGCAAAAGCAAGUAGUAGACAACUCCAUCCAUGAUGAACCAUCAAUGCAGAAAAAGUCACAUAAACCAACUAUGCUAACCUAUGUCCCUCGUUCGCCUUUUCCAAGCAGAUUGAAAAAGUUUAAGAAAGGGGAAGCUAACAAGGAAAUUCUUGAGACUUUUCGCAAAGUUGAGGUAAACAUUCCAUUACUUGAUGAUAUUAAACAAGUGCCACACUAUGCUAAAUUUUUGAAGGAGUUGUGCACGAAUAAGAAGAAAUUGAAGGGUGAUGAAAAGAUAAGUGUGGGGGAGAACGUCUCUGUUGUUCUCCAAAAGAAGCUACCACCAAAAUGUAAGGAUCCUGGAACCUUUAUAAUUCCUUGUAUGAUUGGGAAUAAAAGGAUUGAGCGGUGUAUGAUAGAUUUGGGAGCAUCGAUUAAUGUCAUGUCGUAUUCAUCAUAUCCUUCUUUAAAUCUUGGGCCACUAAAGGAGACACGGGUUAUUGUUCAGCUGGCCGAUCACACUAAUGCUUAG